GCGGGGGGCGCUCCGAGGGCUGCGGGACGGGACAUUCUGGGACGCGACAUCCCGGGACGGGGUGGAGCGGGACGGGACAGCCCAGCCCGCGACACCCCGGGCGGCGGGGCCGGGCCCUGCAGCUGGCGGAGGCGCGGGGGCGGCGCUCGCGACGGCAGCCGGGACUUCCUGUGACGGCCCAUUUCCUGGUCGGAUGGGGCCGGCGGGGGGCGGCGGCGGGGUCGCUCCGUGUCCCUGUCCCUGACGGGCUCGGUGGCCGCCGGUGACGCCGCCAGGCAGCGAUGCGGGCCCCGGGCCCUGCCGGCAGCCGGCCCCCGCCGUGACCCGGUGGGGCUGCGCACGCCGGCCCCGCGGGGCGCAUGGAGGCACCCGCUGCCCUCUGCGAGGUGUGAGUCCCCGGGGGACAGCGCGGCUCGGCCCCGCCAGGCGAGCGGCCCCGGGCCCCCUCAGCGGCCGCGGCAGGAGCCAGGAGGGGCUCGGGACCUGACCCGGCAUCGCCCGCAUCGCCGGCAGCUGCCGCCUCCUGAGACAUGAAGAAGUUCUUCGACUCGCGCCGGGAGCAGGGCGGCUCCGGGCCCGGGUCGGGCACCAGCGGCGGCGGCGGCGGCAGCAGCGGCCCGGGCAGCGGCUACAUCGGCCGGGUCUUCAGCAUCGGCCGGCACCAGGUCACUGUGGACGAGGUGCUGGCGGAAGGUGGCUUUGCAAUCGUGUUCCUGGUGAGGACGAGCAAUGGGGUGAAGUGUGCCCUGAAGAGGAUGUAUGUCAAUAACGAGUACGACCUGCAGGUCUGCAAGAGAGAGAUCCAGAUCAUGAGGGAUCUCUCUGGCCACAAGAACAUUGUGGGCUACAUUGACUCCAGCAUCAACUCUGUCAGCAGUGGGGACGUGUGGGAGGUGCUGAUCCUCAUGGACUUCUGCCGGGGGGGACAGGUGGUGAACCUGAUGAACCAGCGCCUGCAGAGCGGCUUCACCGAGAGCGAGGUGCUGCAGAUCUUCUGUGACACCUGUGAGGCUGUGGCCAGGCUGCACCAGUGCAAGACUCCCAUCAUCCACAGGGAUCUGAAGGUUGAAAACAUCCUGCUGCAUGACCGUGGCCACUAUGUCCUGUGUGACUUUGGGAGUGCUACUAACAAAUUCCAGAACCCUCAAACAGAAGGGGUGAAUGCCGUCGAGGAGGAGAUCAAGAAGUACACGACGUUAUCCUACAGAGCCCCAGAGAUGGUGAACCUGUACAGUGGCAAGCUCAUCACUACCAAAGCAGACAUUUGGGCCCUGGGCUGUUUGCUGUACAAGCUGUGCUACUUCACCUUGCCCUUUGGGGAGAGCCAGGUGGCCAUUUGUGAUGGCAACUUCACCAUUCCAGACAACUCUCGGCACUCCCAGGACAUGCACUGCCUCAUCCGGUACAUGCUUGAGCCAGACCCUGAUAAGAGACCUGACAUUUAUCAGGUCUCCUACUUUGCAUUCAAACUGGCCAAGAAGGACUGCCCGGUGCAGAAUGUCCAGAACUCUCCAAUCCCUGCUAAACUCCCAGACCCAGUUAAAGCAAGUGAAGCUGCUGCAAAGAAGAGUCAACCAAAGGCCAGGCUCACAGACCCCAUCCCUACGACAGAAACGUCCAUAGCACCCCGCCAGAGACCUAAAGCAGGACAGACCCAGCCCAAUCCUGGGAUUCUGCCCAUCCAGCCAGCCCUGACACCCAGGAAGAGAGCCACAGCCCAGGCAGCCAUUCAGCCACAGGGCCCGGCUGCCCUGGGCAGUGCCCAGCCCUCGCUCCCUGCCAGCACCCCCCAGCCAAAAGCAGCUCCCCAGCAGCCUCCAGCCCAGCCCCAGGCCAAGCCAGCAGCAGCUCCCCAGGCACAGCCCCAGGUCCCCUCAACACAGCCCCAGGCCACCCCUCAGCAUCAGCAGCAGCUUUUCCUGAAGCAGCAGCUCCUGCAGCAGCAGCAGCAGCAGCAGCAGGCUGCCUACUUCCAGCAGCAGCAGCAGCAGAUGAUGCAGGCACAGCAGUUCCCAGCGAUGCAGCAAGGAGCGCCCGCGCAGCAGCAGCUGAUGCAGAACUACUACCAGCAGCAGCAGCAGCAGCAGCUGCUGGCCCAGCAGGCAGCCAUGCAGCAGAAGAGCACAGCAGCAGCAGCAGCAGCAGCUCAGCAGAAGCAGCAGCCCCUGGCACCGGCCCAGCCCGAGGCACAGCCCAGUGCGGCAGCGCCGGCACCGCCGCAGGAGCAGGGGGCUCAGGCUCAGGCUCAGGCCCAGGGGAAGCAGCAGCAGCAGGCCCAGGGCCCAGCCCCAGCCCAGAAGCCGGGCUCGCUGACGCCGCCGUCCUCGCCCAAGGCGCAGCGCGCGGGGCACCGCCGCAUCCUCAGCGACGUCACCCACAGCGCCGUCUUCGGCGUCCCCGCCAGCAAAUCCACCCAGCUGCUGCAGGCCGCCGCCGCCGAGGCCAGCCUCAACAAGUCCAAGUCUGCUUCCACCACGCCCUCGGGCUCGCCAAGGACCUCGCAGCAGAAUGUCUACAACCCUCCUGACGUGUCCACGUGGAACCCCUUUGAUGAUGACAACUUCUCCAAGCUGACAGCUGAGGAGCUGCUGAACAAGGACUUUGCAAAGCUGGGGGAAGGGAAGGCCCCAGAAAAGGCAGGCAGCUCCACAGAGAACCUGAUGCCAGGUUUCCAGCCCGCUGCGUCCGCAGCCCCGGCCGAUGCGUUCGGGGGCUCUUCCUUCACUGCUGGGCCAGCUGAAAAAACGAAAGACAUUCUGAGUUUGGACUCUAACCCUCCUCUUCUGACUGUGCCUGAUCCUUUCAUUCCUCUCCCGUUAUCUGACACCCCAGAGAAACUGAUUGAGGGACUCAAAUCUCCCGAGCCUGCGCUGCUGCUCCCCGAGCUGCUGCCUCUGGCUGACCCCUUCGGCAGCACGUCAGACGCUGUCAAUGGAAAAGCUGACGUGGCAGUGGAGAGCCUGAUCCCGGGGCUGGAGGCCCCUCUGCCCCAGCGCCUCGUGUCCCAGAGCGAGUCCCUGGCCUCCAACAGAACAGACUCUCUCACUGGGGAAGACUCUCUGCUUGACUGUUCUCUGCUCUCUAACCCUGCUGCUGACCUCCUGGAUGAGUUUGCUCCUGUAGCUUUCUCAGCUCAGCCUCACAAAGAAGAUACUAACCUGAUAUCAGGCUUUGAUGCUCCUGAGGGCUCUGAAAAAGUGACAGAAGAUGAGUUUGACCCAAUUCCAGUGUUGAUAUCCAAAAAUUCACAAGGUGGGCAUUCUAGAAACAACAGUGGAAGCUCUGAGUCCAGUCUUCCCAACAUAGCCAGGUCUUUGCUGCUGGUGGAUCAGCUCAUAGACCUGUAGCAGUGACACAGUAGCAGACGCAGUUUCUGUAACGUACCCAAACCUCCGGUUUCCUUGCCAGAAGAGUUUCCUUCCCUUGUGCUUCUUUGGGGCUUUGCCUUUUUUUUUUUUAUUUUUUUUUAAUUUUUUUUUUUUUUUUAAUUUAUUUUAUUUUUUUCUCCUUUAAUUAAGAGAAAAAUCUGCCAACAGGGGACAGUCACCCACCUCUCUGCCUGUCUUCCCGUGCCCUGGGGAAGAUUCUGGCUGAGUUCUCCAGGUAGAGCUGUUCUCUCUGAAGCUGGUAAAGCCCUGUGGGGUUCCCUCUGCACUGUCCCCUGGCUGUGCACAGGGAGCUGUGGCUGCUCUGUGACCUGCUCUGGGUGUGGUUUUGGUUCUGUUCCCAUUUCCUCACGGCUGGGCAGGAGCAGGAGCCAGGUGACAGUGGCAGGGACAUCCCUCAGCUGAGGGACACAGGGUAGGAGAGCUGCUGGCUCUGAACUGCUUCAGAGGAGGAGGAAGCCCUGAGCUCCUCUGGAGCAAUCCAGCCAUACUCUGGUGAUGGUGCAUGUGAAGAGUUUCCCAGCUGCCCCCAGUUCAUGGUUUGCUGUUUAACAAUCCUGCUGGGAACAAACUGCGCUUCCUGGGGGAGGGAAAACCAGAGAAAAGGAAAAAGGAAACAACCAGAUUGUUAAAGCUGCAGAAAUGAUCGUAAGUGAAGUGUAACAAGGUUUUGAACCAAAUCCAUGUGAGUAUGGCUGUGACUAGUGUUUCACUGACCUUUCUUUGGGUGACAAGGGUGCUGUGGCAGCAGCAGAUGUAUUUUCUGUGAGUUCUUUUCUGUGUUUGACUGGGAAAAAAAGAAAAACCCCUCAACCUACUGUAAAUCGUGUAUGAAACAAAUUGUCCUACGGCUGUUUGUCUAUUUUUAAUCCUGGUUUUAGUCAAGCAUCUGGUAUCUGUUCUGGGUUCUCCAUUUUCUCUUGUAACUGCUAUAGUGCACCCCAGUUCAGUAUGGAGCCAUUGUUUCAGUAGACAAAGAUUCCUGUGGGCCUCCCCCAGUGUCUGUGAGCACGCAUGCCCUCGGUUCAGGUGGUUUGAAAUCAGUGCUGCUACAGCUCGGUGGGUUCUCCCUGUCCCCCCACGCUUGGUUUGUCAAUAGCUGGGUACGCUCAACCUGUUUCCCCUGGCUUAUCAUGGAGUCUGGAAUUUCUAUCUCCUAUUUGAAAGCCCUCUCUGAGCAGAAGGACUCUUCCUCUAGUGGAAUUCUCCCCAGCUUCCUGCUCCCUGUGUUUGUGUUUGUAGCUGUAUUAGUAUCAGUGCAGUUCCCACGUGCGAAAGUGUGAGCGACUGAAUGUGUCUGUGCUGACGUCGCUGACAGGGGAAGAACCCCAAGUUUGUGACUCCUCCUUUCCUCUCUCCAUCUUCUCCCCACCCAACACUUAGUUUAACAAAUUCUGUACAUAGAACUCCCAUCGGUUGUGUCUCUACAUUACUCUUCUUUUAAAACCUACACUUAUUAAUAAAAGUAUUGCUUAAGUGUGUUGUAUCAUUACAUGUGUAUACUGCACUUUCCAAGAGAAGCUUUACAUGAGAACUAUGGAAAUGACCUUAGUAAAAUUGUGGAUAGAACUUUAUUAUUUUUUUGUUUUAUAUUCCUAAAGCACAGGCAAGCUGGACUGGAAAACAUGAAGACGCUAUAGAUAGAAAGUUAUUGUAUAGUCAGAUACUGAGAUUAUAUGAAAAGAGAAUGGAUUUUAAAAAGUAACCAUCUACUGUAUAUUAGAAACAAAGAUUUCUGUGAAUUAAAGUACUUUUAAAGAAUGUUUAAGAUUUUAAAUCUAAUGGCACUUGUUCAAGGGUUCUGGAAAAAAUGACAAAUGCACUGGGUUGUUAAUAAUGCUAUUAAAUAAGCAGAUGUGAAUGUUUACUUUAUUGCUUUUUCAAGUAGCUGUUCAUGGGUGUGGGUGGAAAUACGAUAGAGACGUCUGUUCUCAGAUCUCCUUUAUCAGAAAAUAUUCACCAUGUGUUUGCAGAGUGAAUGGAAAUGAGAGAUGAGUGGAGGUUGGGGAUUCAUUUUAAACUCUCCAGAAACUGUGAGUGUCCCAUGGGCUCUGGGUUAGUGCUGGUGCUGCUCAGAACUGAGAGUUUGUGUGAAAUCUGCCUCUCUGAGGGCACAAACUGAACUUCACCCGGGUCCCAUGGGACACAUUUGGUGCCUGGCAUUCCCCUGAGGGGCUAAGAAUCUGUGUUGGAGCUUGGCUGGACCAGGGGAGGUGUUCCUGUCCCUCUGAAGGGCUGUGGGGUCAGGAGGUGUUCAGUGGCAGCAGCAGUCCCUGGAGUCCCAGCAGGGCUGUUCUGCUCUGCCAUCAGCAGAGCCCUGGUCCUGUGAUGGCAGAGCCCUGGUCCUGUGAUGGCAGUGUCCCUGUGAUGGCAGUGUCCCUGUGAUGGCAGUGUCCCUGUGAUGGCAGAGCCCUGUGAUGGCAGAGCCCUGUGAUGGCAGUGUCCCUGUGAUGGCAGAGCCAUUGUCCUGUGAUGGCAGUGUCCCUGUGAUGGCAGUGUCCCUGUGAUGGCAGAGCCAUUGUCCUGUGAUGGCAGAGCCCUGUGAUGGCAGAGCCCUGUGAUGGCAGAGCCAUUGUCCUGUGAUGGCAGUGUCCCUGUGAUGGCAGUGUCCCUGUGAUGGCAGAGCCCUGUGAUGGCAGUGUCCCUGUGAUGGCAGUGUCCCUGUGAUGGCAGUGUCCCUGUGAUGGCAGUGUCCCUGUGCUGGCAGAGCCAUUGUCCCUGUGCUGGCAGAGCCCUGUGCUGGCAGAGCCCUGUGCUGGCAGAGCCCUGUGAUGGCAGUGUCCCUGUGAUGGCAGUGUCCCUGUGAUGGCAGUGUCCCUGUGAUGGCAGUGUCCCUGUGAUGGCAGAGCUCUGUGAUGGCAGUGUCCCUGUGAUGGCAGUGUCCCUGUGAUGGCAGUGUCCCUGUGAUGGCAGUGUCCCUGUGAUGGCAGAGCUCUGUGAUGGCAGUGUCCCUGUGAUGGCAGUGUCCCUGUGAUGGCAGUGUCCCUGUGAUGGCAGUGUCCCUGUGCUGUGAUGGCAGUGUCCCUGUGAUGGCAGUGUCCCUGUGAUGGCAGAGCCAUUGUCCUGUGAUGGCAGAGCCCUGUGAUGGCAGUGUCCCUGUGAUGGCAGAGCCCUGUGAUGGCAGUGUCCCUGUGAUGGCAGAGCCCUGUGAUGGCAGUGUCCCUGUGAUGGCAGUGUCCCUGUGAUGGCAGUGUCCCUGUGAUGGCAGUGUCCCUGUGAUGGCAGAGCCCUGUGAUGGCAGAGCCCUGUGAUGGCAGUGUCCCUGUGAUGGCAGUGUCCCUGUGAUGGCAGUGUCCCUGUGAUGGCAGUGCCAUUGUCCUGUGAUGGCAGAGCUCUGUGAUGGCAGUGUCCCUGUGAUGGCAGUGUCCCUGUGAUGGCAGUGUCCCUGUGAUGGCAGAGCCCUGUGAUGGCAGAGCCAUUGUCCCUGUGAUGGCAGUGUCCCUGUGCUGUGGUGGCAGCAGGGGCUGGAGCUGGCAGUGGUGCCAUUGCCUGUUCUGGUGGAUCUCCUGUCAGGGAACUGCAGACACAACCACAGCACGUGGAGCAAUUUCCCUUCAUGUCAGGGUUGUGCUUUGGGUACAGGAACAAACUCUGGCUCUGGGUGGAAAGGUUCAAAGGAAUAGUUCUUGUUCUGGGGACAUCUCUGCUCUGGGGCUGGGCUCAUUCUGGGGAUAUCUCUGCUGUGGGACUGGGCUUGUUUUGGGUCAUCCCUGCUGUGGGGCUGCUGCUCCUGCCAGCACAGGGUUGGGGCCACCCCGUGGAGCUGCCCUUGUGUUUUUCUGAGGGUCCCUGCCUGUACCUUGACCAGACUCUGUAAGCUCUGCCUGGGGCACAGCACAGCUGAGGGGGAGCCAGAGGAUGCCCUUGGUGUGCAGGGGUCAGGCUGCUCUGUUCAUGAGCUGGUGUGCUUAACUCCUGCCUGCUGCAGAUGGCUGUUCAAGUGUGCUUGAACUACAGCAUUGAAUUCCUUAUCCUCUGGAGCUGAGGGCUCUGGAUCUGCCUCCAGGUCCCCCACUGUGACUGGCUUUGAGCAGAAACACUUAAUUCUGCAAAUUGUCCAGUGCCACAGGUGUCCUGACCUUUGGUGCUGUGCUGUGGUACCUCUUGCUGGAAGUGCUCUGUGGGGGUAGCUCUGUAUUGCUGUUUAAUGAGAUUGCUUCUAGGAAUUGAAAUAGUUCAUUUCUAGGAACUGGAGUGCAAGAAAAAUCCACAGUGCAUGAAUAAGGGAGUGAUAGGUCUCUUAACCCCUUUAAAAUUCCAAAUCCAGUAAUUUUGCACACUGCUAACUGUGCUGAUCUUUAGCAACCUGUUCCUGGAUGUUGAGUCCUGCCUGGCUUUGGCUUGAUGAAAUCAGGAGAGUUUCCUGGUGAAAGCAGCUUCAGACUCCAGGAAUUACACUGUCUCCCCUGACCUUUUUUUGGGCUGUGCUACAGAUGUGAGAUCCUCACCAUUGUGGUGACUGCUUUGCCUCUUGGAAUAGGGAGUAAGUCUUUCCUAGUUUUCCUCUUGGUUAUUUCAGUGCUCUGCCACUUCAGGGCACUGUUUUCCUUGGAAGCUGGGGAAGCUCCAGGUGCCAGGGCUGUCACUGGGGUAAAGAUCUGUCUGAAUACCUCCAGAGUAUGUUCCUGGGGUACUGAGUGAUGAGAGGGCUUUUUUGAGGUUCUCCCUCUUGAAAAAGCGCCUGAAUAUAGUUUGGAAUCUUUUUUAGUAUGUAUAUCUGACCCUGGAAUCAGAUACUACACACUGCUGUUGUGCAGGGUUAGGGAGAAUCCUCAUGUCCAAGCUCCAUCUUAUGUAAAGAUUUCUGCUGUAAAGCUCAGGCUGUUUGCAGUGGGCAUUCCUUAAACCUCCCUGAAAACCUGAGGGAUGCUUCCCCAGGGAGUAACACCCAGAUUGGGAGUCUGGAGGAGGAGGGGACAGACAGGAGCUGCCUGGUCUCAGGAGAGGCAGGUGUUGGGAAAUACUCCCUCUGCAAAGGGGGCAUCUCUGCAGGGGCCUUAUGGGGCUUUGCUGUGUCAAUCCAGGCAAAUCACCUGCCUGCUUCUGUCAGGUCCCCAUGAACAGAGAUGGGCAGGGCUGCAGACCCAAAGGCACUGCCUCAGCUCAGUGAGAUUUGUCCUUCACCCUCCUGCUGUCACCAGCUCGUGGAGUGACCCCUUUUCUGUCAUUGCAUCCAGGCCUUUUCCCAGAGCUGGUCUCUGAUCUCAGGCCUGCCAAAGCAUCCAGCAGCACUGGCAAACUGAAAUUCCCUGUGGUCCUGUAAGUCAAGGACACUUCUGUAGUGCUGGUUGGCAAGGCCUGUAGUUACAGCUGCUUGUGGGACACUGGCCUUGUCUCGUUUUCUUUUCCCUGAGCUUCACACAGGGUUUGGUUUGAUGGUAUUUCAGGAUCAGUGUAGCCCAAACCCUUUUUUAAUGUGAUACUCACAGCUGGAGAGAUGUCUGAGUCACCAGCCAGGUAACCAGGUUAACUAAGGUAAAAUGCUGGUAUGAUGUUUUCUUCGUUGUUGUAAUGAUGCUGCUGUAGCUCCUUCUGGGACCAAGGAACAUGGUAAGGAAAAGCUGCUGAGACCAGUUACAGUGGGAAGGGUCUGGAGGUGCCAGGUCUCCCUGGUUCAGCAUUAGAGAAACAUUCCCUGGCAGUGUAGGUGGUGCUGCUGCCUUGUCAGUGAGUCCCCAGCCUCCCAGGGACCAUCCCUGUGUCUGGCUUUGUUGUGUUCAGGUCUCUGUGGCCCUUCCCUGGCAGUGUCACUCUGCAGCUCUGACUGAAAGCAGCUCCUGCUGAAGCAUCACAUAGAUUCUGUCUCCCAGAGUAACUCAUUACUCCUGUCCUGGCCUUGGCAAGGGAGAACACUGCUGCUGAGCAUUUGAUGCCCUUCUCAUAUGAAUGGGCAGAGAGAGCAUCAGAAAAAGUAAUUUUUCCCAGAACAGGGCAUUCUGCUUAUGCAGUGUCCCCACAUCCAGAGCUGCAUGCUGCUCAGCAGAUGGGUUUGGAUCCUGUCCUCCCUCUUUACUCUGUCCCAGAUGUCAUGGCUCGUGUGGGCACAGGCACUUGCUAAUGCACAUCAAAGUUAGAAAGAAAAUUCCACCCAAAUGUGCUGUUCUUGUGCAGAGUGGGCCCUUGGUCUGCAUGACCAUGCUGUCCAUGCUGAAUGCCUUUUCCUGGACUGGAGGACCUGGAGGUGUUUGCAUGAUGUGGGAGCUGGUCUUGCUCUGGCUCAGCCUGUAUCUCAGAAUGUCACAGGGACCCCUGGCCAGAGGGGGCUGCACUGGAGCCCUGCUGCUCCUGGAAUCCCAGAGUGGCACCAGAGAUAAAACACGGGCUGCAGGAGGCACAGAGGGGAUUUUUGUGCAGUAACUGGUCAAAUGUUUGCAUACCUACGCUGUCUUUAUUUAGCAGUGUGAUGUUCCCAGGUGAAGAGCUUCCCAAUAAAUGCUGGUUUUGAUGCCUCAUGAACGGCUGUGUGUCUUCACUUGUGAGCAGUGAUGGAGAAGGGGGUAAUUUGUGUGAUGGAGAAGCAGUGCCUGAGGGCUGUGAUGGAUGUGUGAACAUGAACAGUGACCCUGGGCAGGAUUUUCCCUGGGUGAGGUUCUGUCACUGCAGGGUGUGUUGGUUGGUGCCUUGCUGACCCUGGGUACCAGCCAGCCUCCUCACUCUCCUCCUUCUUGCUGCAAUUCCUGCUGUUUUAGUUUUCAUGUGAUUUUCUCCUAUCCUCUUGCUAACGAAUCCAAUGACACACUUCUAACCUGCCAGUAGUUCUGUGAAGGUAAGAGAUCUUCUGUUUUGUCUGUGUGAGUCCUAAGGCAAACCCAGCCUCCUGGUGGGCUCUUGGAGCUGGAGAAGGGCAGGACAGCCUCUCCCCCACUGGUUGUUAUGCUAAUACAGAAACAAGCCAGGUCACUGGGGCUUUGGUCCUUGAUUUGAAGUCCUAGUAUGGAGUGCUUAAAAACCAUUUGUCUGGCAGUGGUUAAAAAGAAUGGCUGCUACUAAAAUAGCUGCUACUUAGGAUUCACAAUAAGCUGUAGGCUGACCUUCAGUCUUUGAAAUGGGCCUGUUGUUUUAGCAGGUUUUGGGGCAUCCCCACACAUAUCUGUGGGCUGGCCUACAGGGAGAGAGAAUACCCCAAGCAAUAGGUGUGCUUGGAGAGCAGCAGUGCAGGAUGGAAUGACAGAACUCUGCUUGGGAAGGGAAAGCCCCUACUGGUGGCUGUUGUCCUCACGGGUGGGUGGGACAGAAACCUGCUGGGAUGUGCUGAGGGUGCUGUGUGUGCCCAUGCGUGUGUCAGACAUCUCCCAUCCUCUGAGCAGUGUAUCCCUGGGCCGGGUUGCAAACACCUUCCCUGGCACUGUUUUUUCAUUGGUUUGCCCUCCCUGUCCUGCCCAUUUUCCAUGCAUGGUGGUUUCCAUCGAGCAGCGUGACAUUCUGGUGUGACGUGCCUCUCAUUGUGACUGCUGACAGCAGCUGGAGCUGCUGCACUGACGCUCUGCUCUUGU
Messenger RNA from Oenanthe melanoleuca, 10879 nucleotides. RefSeq names its product AP2 associated kinase 1 (gene AAK1). The record is from RefSeq and is a predicted model, not a curated record. Lineage: Eukaryota; Metazoa; Chordata; Aves; Passeriformes; Muscicapidae. Gene Ontology annotation, molecular function: ATP binding; protein kinase activity. The transcript has 22 exons. Bases 531 to 3347 code for a protein of 938 amino acids. Gene Ontology annotation, biological process: protein phosphorylation.